AUGCUGCCGAUUCUUAGGCUGAUAUUGGUGCUGCCCUCCUUGUUCGAUCGUUGGUCAACAGAAGAAGCCUCCCUCUGUUCUCUCCAUUCUUGUGGUAUCUAUCCAUGCACCCAACUGACCUAUCCACCAUCGGCAGAGCGAACAAAUCAGGGAAAAGCCGCUAAUCCGCCCGCGAAAGUGCCGGAAGCCCCGAAAGCAAGCCCUCCGCGUCACUUCCCAUCAAUUCUUCUGGUUUCUUCUCUUGUUGUAUUGCUGAUAUUCCCC
Mesorhabditis spiculigera is the source of this 264-nucleotide messenger RNA. The record is from the annotation of a GenBank genome assembly. NCBI's taxonomy places the organism in Eukaryota, Metazoa, Nematoda, Chromadorea, Rhabditida, Rhabditidae.